UUGCCAUCUUUCUUCUAUCCCUACACAGCGCUGCCGGUGGGGCGGAACACUCCUCAUCGAUCAGUUGGUUUCUAGGAACCGCCGACAGACCUGGCACACCACCGUGACUUCUCGUUAGAGAUCUGACACUUUGAUUUCCCAACUUGCCAGCUUAUCCUUUCAUCUUUUUCAACAAUGGGAGAGAGAGAAGACCUAGUUUAUCAAGCAAAACUUGCCGAACAGGCAGAAAGAUAUGACGAGAUGGUGGAAUCUAUGAAGAAGGUGGCAGGAAUGGAUGUGGAGCUCACAGUGGAGGAGAGGAACCUACUAUCGGUGGCCUACAAGAACGUGAUCGGGGCUCGGAGAGCGUCUUGGAGGAUAAUCAGCAGUAUCGAACAGAGGGAAGAGAACAAGGGUGGCGAAGAGAAGCUGAAGAUGAUCCGGGAAUACAGGCAAACGGUGGAGAAAGAGCUGAAGUCGAUCUGUGGUGACAUCCUGGACGCGCUGGACAGACACCUACUCCCCUCUGCAGCAAUGGGAGAGUCUAAGGUCUUCUACAACAAAAUGAAAGGGGACUACCACAGGUACCUGGCAGAGUUCGCCACUGGCAACAACAGAAAGGAGGCUGCAGAGAACAGCCUGGUGGCGUAUAAAACUGCUACGGACCUUGCCAUGCUGGAGCUCCCGCCCACGCACCCAAUCCGCCUCGGCCUCGCUCUCAACUUCUCCGUCUUCUACUACGAGAUCCUCAAUUCGCCCGACCGUGCCUGCAGGUUGGCAAAGGCUGCGUUCGAUGACGCCAUCGCAGAACUGGACACGCUGAGUGAAGAAAGCUACAAGGACUCCACACUUAUCAUGCAGUUGUUACGUGACAACCUGACACUAUGGACUUCAGAUAUGCAGGGAGAGGGUGAAGAACAGAACAAAGAGACACUGCAAGACGUUGAGGACGAGGCCCAGUGAGACUAUGCCACCAACAGCCAACAACUUGAUUCCCCUCUGCCCUUCACCUCCUCACACUCCUCACUCCCUCUGCCUUUGUCUUCCUCAUCCUCCCCCUCCCUACCACCUUCCUUUUCCGCCGCCUCCCCCUCCUUUUUCCUUUUCCUCACCUCUGGAGCUCCCUGACCCAGCAGGGCCACGGAGUUGAUGAGUUUAUUUUUCUCUUAUUUUUGUAUUAGCCCUGACACCAUUUGAUUAAAUACCACUUAAUUAAAGGAAGUCCAACGCUAGAAAGAGAAAGAAAGAGGUCCCUGUUUGCUGUUUUUUGUCCUGGUACAAGCAGUUCUGCAAAAUGUUCUUUGUUUUCAUUAUUGUAUUUUUUUUGUUUGUUUUCUUUUUGCUUUUUCCUCCAUAUUUUUAUCAGUUGCUGGAUGUAUUGAGAUUUUUUUUCUUAAUGUAAUUACAGAAAUUAACUUUUAUUACUAAUAAUGUUGAAUACUAGUUAUAGGAGCUAUUUUAUCUCUGUUUUUAGUGACAUGUCGAGCAGAUUAUCUGACCUUUUUAUGGGCGCAUUGGAGUAGUCCAGACGCCCUUUUUGUUAGGUUAGGACAGUCUUUUUUUCUGAGGAAUUUGGCAGAAUGUGUGAUAUCCAUGUGGGGCAAAGAAGUGCUUAAUGUUUUACACUACAGUUAGUCUUGUGUUGUGUAGCUGUUCCUGGACUGUGUUUAGUGCUGAAAUACUGUAAUUGUCCACACAUGCUAAAUCUCUAAACACUAACUUAUUUCUCGCUGGUUUGGUUCUUUACAAACAUUGGGAGAUUUCUCACCUGUGUGAAAGUGUCUGUGUGACCCGGCUCCCUGCCCAGAGCGUUGAGAUCCUGGGCAGCACAGACACGAGGCAACACGUUAGCAUCUGCUGCUUCUCCCCUGCUUUUACUGAAGCUCCUCUAGAAUCAGAUUUUCUUUUCUUGCUCUGUUUCAUUUAUUGCUCUCUUGUUUUUUUUGUUUUUUUUUGCUUCAUUAUAUGUAACUUGGAGCUGAUUUGUACUACUGGAUAUCUGACUGGAGCCACAGACAGGGAAUCUGUAACGUUCUUAUUGAAACACAGCAUGGCAUUAACAUUAAACAAUAAAUUAAAACA
Molecule: messenger RNA, 2061 nt
Organism: Xiphophorus maculatus (southern platyfish)
Lineage: Eukaryota; Metazoa; Chordata; Actinopteri; Cyprinodontiformes; Poeciliidae
Gene: ywhae1
Product: 14-3-3 protein epsilon
Exons: 6
Coding region: 175-942 (255 amino acids)
Biological process (GO): signal transduction
Cellular component (GO): cytoplasm
Source: RefSeq, a predicted model, not a curated record